GAGGAGCCAAAAGUGCACACGUUCAAUCCUUUUGUCUUCCUUCCGCCUGCAAUAUGUGAUAUUGUAUCUACUGCAAUCCUUUACAUAGGUCUGAAUCUCACUACUGCCAGCAGUUAUCAGAUGUUGCAGGGAGCGCUUAUCAUUUGCACCGGGUUACUAUCGAUACUCAUGUUCAGAAGGCGUAUUGAAUAUUACCAGUGGUUCGGAAUGAUCGUGGUUGUCGUUGGUUUGGUCAUCGUGGGAGUAACAGACGUGAUCAUGGGUGCUGAAUCAAAUCAUUCGGCCUCUGAGGUCAUGAUUGGUAAUAUUCUUUGCGUUGUGUCACAGAUUGCAGUCGCUAUGCAACUUGUGCUCGAAGAGAAAUAUCUACAUAAGUAUGACGUAGAGGCUCUUUUUGCCGUGGGACUUGAAGGCAUUUAUGGGUUCAUAAUUCUUCUUAUCAGCUUGGUACCACUUUAUUAUAUCCACGUCGGCUCAACAUUCUCUACCAACCCAUACGGUCGUCUGGAGGAUGUGGGCUACGCAUGGGAUCAGAUCUGCAAAGAUCCUAUGAUUGCAGUAUCCUUAGCCUGUAUGAUUGUGAGUAUCGCCAUCUUCAAUUUUGCUGCUAUCAAUGUCACUAAAGAACUUUCUGCAACUACUCGAACAGUGAUUGACAGUAUAAGGACGAUAUUGGUAUGGGCAGUCAGCGUGCCUGUCUUCCAUGCAAAAUUCAUACCUUAUCAGGUCUGUCAUAACGUAUUCGUUGUGAAAAAAACCAUUCUGAAAACAUGGUGGUGAUU
Messenger RNA from Cylicostephanus goldi, 782 nucleotides. Lineage: Eukaryota; Metazoa; Nematoda; Chromadorea; Rhabditida; Strongylidae. The record is from the annotation of a GenBank genome assembly.